UUCUGACCAACGGGAGUUGGCUUAGGUGUGUUGACAUGAGAAGUACCGCCCACAAUGAAGAAAUGCAGCAUGAACAAGCAGAGCAAGAGCAGGACUGUGCAGGUAUAAAGAACACGAGGGGGAAUUCCUGAAAGUAUCUGCCGAAAACACAUAUCUGGUUCAGAAUGGCAACACUUAACGAUACUCUACCAAAAAAUGAAAGUGAGUAUCGUUGUCCUUUAAAAGAAGAAUUCAAGUACAUUCUUCUCCCGGUGAGUUACAGUCUGGUGUUUGUGGUCGGCCUGGGCUUGAACAUCACCGCCAUGUACGUCAUCUUGUUUCGAACCAAACACUGGAAGCCCAGCACCAUCUACAUGAUCAACCUCAACGUCUGUGACACUCUUUACAUCCUCACGCUUCCGUUUCUGAUCUACUAUUAUGCUGAUGAGAACGACUGGCCCUUUGGCGAGCCGAUGUGUAAGCUGAUUCGCUUUCUCUUCUACACGAACCUCUACGGAAGUAUCCUCUUCCUCAGCUGCAUCAGCCUGCACCGAUUUUUAGGCAUCUGCCAUCCGGUUCGCUCUUUGUCCUGGAUGAACGGUCAUCGUGCUCGUUUGGUCUCUGUGGGAAUAUGGGCAAUCAUACUCAUCUUCCAGGCCCCGAUCCUUUAUUUCUCCAGGACGAGACGUAAUGGUGACCUUCUGAUCUGUCACGACACCACCAGCAAAGAGCUCUUCAAUGAUUUUCUGGUCUACAGCUCGGUGGUGAUGUUCCUGCUGUUUGUCCUACCAUUUGGGGUGGUGCUAGUCUGCAACGGGCUGAUGGUGAGGAAACUUCAGGAACCCGGUGUUGGCGAAGGACCAAUGUCACAAUGCUCCAAGCAGAAGUCGGUGAAGAUGAUCAUAAUUGUGCUUCUGGCUUUCAUGUUGUGCUUCCUGCCUUUUCAUGUGAACCGCAGUAUAUACUACACCUUCCGCUACCUGGACCCAAAUAAAUGCAACAUGCUUCAGCUCGCCAACAAUGCCUACAAAGCCACGCGACCUCUGGUCAGUAUCAACAGCUGCAUCGACCCCAUCCUCUACUUCAUGGCAGGGCAGAGCUUCAGAAAAUCCAUCAAGAAUUCUGAUAAAACCCUCUCAACCUUACAGUGAAGAUGAAGAUCUUGGGGGGAAAAAAGCUCGAUAAAAAAAAAAAGAUUUCAAAAGGGGGUUUUCUUCGCGAUGCCACAGAAAAAAAACAUUUUUGGUUCCUCAAAGAAACUUUCAGUGAGGAAUUCUUAAAAGAACCGUUUUUUCCCUCAGUGUAAAGACAUUUUUU
This is a messenger RNA of Rhinichthys klamathensis goyatoka, 1296 nucleotides long. RefSeq names its product purinergic receptor P2Y2, tandem duplicate 3 (gene p2ry2.3). The record is from RefSeq and is a predicted model, not a curated record. Bases 165 to 1130 code for a protein of 321 amino acids. Lineage: Eukaryota; Metazoa; Chordata; Actinopteri; Cypriniformes; Leuciscidae. Gene Ontology annotation, cellular component: plasma membrane. Gene Ontology annotation, molecular function: G protein-coupled UTP receptor activity; A1 adenosine receptor binding. The transcript is spliced from 2 exons. Gene Ontology annotation, biological process: G protein-coupled receptor signaling pathway.